CCACCUUGCGUACGGAAACAUGGCGGCCCCUGCGUCGACGGCUGCUCGCUCAGCAUAAACUUCUGUAAAAACUCUUCCUACACUCAGAAAUACUGCAGGACAUUACGCGCGCCUGUAGCGACAGCUCCUGCCUCAGUCGGGCGGGCGGGUUAGCGGCGGGAACGGGGCGAGCGGCGGUCGGUGGAGGCGGGGGAACGGCAGGUUGUGUGCCCGAGCUGGAGUGCCUGCAGUCGGGCUGCAGUAUAGAGAGUUUGGAGCCUCGGAGGGAAAGAGAGCUGAACUCUUCGGAUGCGGAAGUUGCGGGAAGGAGUUUCUGACUGUGAAUAAAAGCCUGUCGGUGUGAGAGAGCGGCUGGGGACGGUGUUGAGCUGAGCAGGGGCUCGGUGUGUGUGUGUUCAGGCACUGCUGUUAGUGAAGUUUCCAGCUGAGGGAACCUGUUGUUAAGCAGCGCUGAGAGUUAACGCUCGCUGAGGCGGAGCAGCAGCAGGGUGAAGUUAGCUAAGCUAGGGGAGCUAAGCUAACUAACGCUAGCUUUCUGUCUGAGACAGACCUAGAGCUGCUGGAUACUUAACCAUAUAUUCUUAACACGUAGUUAACGCUAGAUAUCUAACAUACACAUACAUACAUAAACUCUAACGUUCAGUCGUAGGUAAGUACUGAAAACAUGUCAAAUUUAAUGUUAAGCUGGUAGGAAAAGUCCUGUGAGAUUGGGUUUUAAGUCAGAGUAAUGCAAGAACGUCUUAUAGGUUAGAUGGCUAGCUACGUUAACCAGUUCGUCCCCUCAAUUUAAUUUUUAGUGAAGUUAAAGGCAAAGUUAAACCAUUAAAGAGUUAACUUUCCUGUGAUUUUGGCUCUCAAGCCAAGUCUCCUAAGUGUCACAGUAAUAUUAUCACUUAAUGUAAGUUCAACAGUUUUUCCUCUCAAUUUAAUUUUAGUUUUAGUUAAGUUAAAGUAUUUUAAGGCUAAAGUUAAACAGUUGCACAGUUAACUCAUUUGUGAUUUUGGCUAUCUAGUCAAGUCUGUUAGGAUUUUUUUUUUUGGUGCGGUACACCACAUUAAUAUUAGGGCUUAAUAUAAGUUUAACAGUUAUUCCCCUUGAUUUAAUUUUAGUUUUAGCUAAGUUAAAGUCUGUUAAAGUCCACCAUAGAAAUAUUAGCUAGCCGACUUGUUGUAGCCAGCCUAAGUUGAUCAGUUAAUCUUUCUAAGUCUAUUCAAAGACGUUUUAUAUUUUAGCUAGUUAUCUAAGUCUGUUAAGAUUGCAAAAUACCAAUAUUAGGCCUUGAUGUAAGUUAAAAAUUUCUUCCCCUUGACUUAACUUUAGUUUUAGUUAAAGUAAAGUCUGCUGAAGCCCACCACAGUAAUACUAGCUAGAUCACUUAAUUUGACCAGAUGAUUUGUGGUUUGGCUAUCUAGCCAAUAAAAAAAAAAACAAUCCUUUUAGUUUUUUGGCUAGCUAACUAAGCCUGUUGAAGUCCACCACACUAAUAUCAUUACUUAAUAUGAGUUAACCCUUUAUGUUCUACCCCUUGAGUUAAUUUUGGUUUUAGCUAAUUAGGUUUGAUGAAGUCCACUAAUAUUAGGACUUCUUUAUAAUGAGGUAGCUAGCUAACAUGCUCUUCCCUUGAGGCAUACUUCCAGUUCCUCCCUAUAGACACACAUCCAGUUCCUCACUGGAAAUAGAAAACCAGUUCUUCCAUUGACAUAAUUAGCUAGUCAAUUCCUCCUAAUUCUUCACAGUCAACUACUACUGACUUUUUCUUCCUCAUUUGGUCUGUGAAAUGAUAUUCAGGGUUAAAGUAAAGUUCCAGGUUGCUUGUAUAUUGUUAAUGCCUUAAAAAUAUCUUUUAUAUGGAAAACAAAUGAAAGUAACUCUUAAAUAUAUGCAACUAUCAUUUUAAACCUUUGAACCUACCAUAUCUUUUUAUUACUGCAAUAUAACUGCAAGGUCUCAUACGUUCUCAAACAGUACUGGUUUUCUCCACUUAGUCCUACAUGUGCCUUGUCUCAUGUAUGUGCCUUGAAUGGUACUGUGCACCGUGGUGUUUUAAUCAUAGUGUAAAGGUCCUUUUAAUAUCAAUGUGUGAUCUAAUAAUACCUCAGUGACAGUGCAGAUUUUGGUUGUUUUAGCUCUACGUCUGUAAGCGUUUCUUGAUGAUGCUGAAACUAGUCACCAUUCUACUCAUUAACACUACUGUGCCCAGAAUGUAGGCCUAGUUAUCGUUUCUUCAUUUUAAUGCCUUUAUUUUAUUUUGGAAUGUUUAGUGUUGUGGAACUCUUGACAGUAGCUUAUAUGUAUGUUUUAACAUCUGAACAUCCAUACCUCCAGGCUAGACUUUGAGGAAUGUAAGACUGGGGCAAUCAAUGCAUGAUACGGACAAAAACAUAUCAAGUAUCUGGGUGUGGGGUCUGCCUUACCACUAUAGUGGACACAGAAAAACGUUACAUUGGUGUCAGAAAAGGGACUGGGGAUCUGGAGGUCCUGACGCUCACCCACCAACGCUGCACCUCGCUUGUUCCUUUCCAUCAAAUUCAAUUUUACCUCUCAUCAAGGCAGUGACUAACAUCAGCUGUGCUUCACGGCUACGGCCUGGCAACCUGCCCUUAUGGGGCAGCAGCCAGGGAAGUCUGUUGGGGACCAAAGGAGACCAAGUCUGCCUGCUCUGAACUUCAUCAAGGGUGGCGGGAAGCGGGACUCAUCAAGGCAUGGCGCUCACAACUGCAACGUGUUUACAGUGCAUGAAGCUCUCCAGCGGCCAGAUUUCGACUCCCCUGGUCUGUCUGAGGCGGCACGCUGGAACUCCAAAGAGAACCUGUUGGCGGGACCCAGUGAAAAUGACCCAAAUCUGUUUGUAGCACUGUACGACUUUGUGGCAAGUGGUGACAACACACUCAGCAUAACUAAAGGGGAAAAGCUGCGUGUGCUCGGCUACAAUCACAAUGGGGAGUGGUGCGAGGCGCAGACCAAGAACGGCCAGGGCUGGGUGCCCAGCAACUACAUCACACCGGUCAACAGCCUUGAGAAGCACAGUUGGUACCAUGGACCUGUAUCACGCAACGCUGCUGAAUACCUGCUCAGCAGUGGCAUCAACGGCAGCUUCCUGGUGCGGGAGAGCGAGAGCAGCCCGGGCCAGAGGUCCAUCUCACUGCGGUAUGAGGGCAGAGUCUACCACUACCGCAUCAACACUGCCUCUGAUGGCAAGUUAUACGUGUCCUCGGAGAGCCGCUUCAACACACUGGCUGAGCUGGUGCAUCACCAUUCCACUGUGGCGGACGGGCUCAUCACAACACUACACUACCCAGCACCAAAACGCAACAAGCCCACAAUCUAUGGCGUGUCGCCCAACUACGACAAGUGGGAGAUGGAGCGCACAGACAUUACUAUGAAACACAAGCUGGGCGGAGGCCAGUAUGGUGAAGUGUAUGAGGGAGUCUGGAAGAAGUACAAUCUCACUGUUGCUGUGAAAACACUAAAAGAGGACACAAUGGAGGUAGAAGAAUUCCUCAAGGAGGCUGCUGUCAUGAAAGAAAUCAAACAUCCCAACUUGGUCCAGCUGUUGGGUGUGUGUACGCGGGAGCCUCCCUUCUACAUCAUCACAGAGUUCAUGACUCACGGUAACCUGCUGGACUACCUGCGUGAGUGUAACCGUCAGGAGGUGAAUGCUGUGGUGCUGCUCUACAUGGCCACUCAGAUCUCCUCUGCUAUGGAGUACUUGGAGAAGAAGAACUUCAUCCACAGGGAUUUGGCUGCACGCAAUUGUUUGGUUGGGGAGAACCACUUAGUAAAGGUGGCAGAUUUUGGCUUGAGUCGCUUGAUGACUGGAGACACGUACACAGCUCAUGCUGGAGCAAAGUUUCCUAUUAAAUGGACUGCACCAGAAAGCUUGGCUUACAAUAAGUUUUCUAUCAAGUCAGAUGUCUGGGCUUUCGGAGUUCUGCUGUGGGAGAUUGCCACCUAUGGGAUGUCUCCAUACCCUGGGAUCGAUUUGUCUCAGGUAUAUGAGCUACUAGAGAAAGACUACCGCAUGGACAGACCUGAGGGAUGCCCAGAAAAGGUCUAUGAACUUAUGAGAGCCUGUUGGAAAUGGAACCCAGCAGAGAGGCCUUCCUUUGCAGAGACCCAUCAAGCUUUUGAAACAAUGUUUCAGGAAUCCAGCAUCUUCGACGAGGUGGAGAAAGAAUUGGGUAAAAAGAGUAAGAAGCUGACACUUGGCUCCUUACAGCAAGCUCCAGAGCUCCCCACCAAAACCAGGACACUACGCAGAAACAUGGACAAAGAUGGAGACAGCCCUGAUGCUGCUGAGGCCGAGGUAGCCAUAUCCCCAAUGCUUCCUCGAAAAGAGAGGCCUUUGGUAGAUAGCAACCUAAAUGAAGAUGAUAGGCUGAUCCACAGGGACAAGGCUAAGAGCAGCCUCAACCCCUUCAAUUUAAUCAAGAAGAAGAAGAAAACUGCUCCUGCCCCUCCGAAACGUAGCAGCUCCUUUAAAGAGGACAGGCACCAUGAUCUCAGAGGCCUGGUUACUGAUGCUAGGGACGAUUUCAACAAUGGUUCCCCAACUAAUGACGGCAAUCCAGGGAUUGAUGCGUUAAAGUUCCUCUGUGCCAAUAAUAAUGGAGCUGGUGGCGUCACUAAUGGAGCACCUACAUAUCCUGGUCAGCUCUUCGUUCAACAAUCACGGAAAAAGGUCACGGCAGCAACGUCUUCCAUCAGUGGAAAGAUGGCCACGACACCCCCGGGCGAGGAAGAUUUCAUGUCGUCCAACUCGAAGCGCUUCUUGAGGUCCUCAUCAGCUUCCAGCAUGCCCCCAGGGUCUGACCGUACGGAAUGGAAGUCAGUCACACUUCCCCGUGACCUGCAGCCUCGCCACUUUGAAUCGGGUACUUUCGGGGGAAAGCCAGCCCUUCCCCGGAAGAGAGCAAAUGACCUCAAACCUGAGAGCACUCCACGCGGAGGAACACUAACUCCACCUCCACGCCUGCCCAAGAAGACCGAUGAUGCUUCAGACGAUGUUUUCAAGGACCCGGAAUCUAGUCCAGGAUCAAGCCCCCACACCCUAACCCCAAAGCUGGGUCAUCGAGCACAGACACUGUCGAGUGACAGCUCCAAAACGAGCAUCCUGCAAGCAGAACUUCUCAAGUUCCCUGGCCUUGGGGCCGCUGGGGAAGAGUGUAGAGCUCGCAGACACAAACAACCUCUAGACCUCUCUACCCAGAGGGAGAGGGAUCGGGGCAAGUUUGCAAAACCCAAGCCUGCUCCUCCUCCACCGCCACCUUCAAGCAUGAAGUCUGGAAAGUCUUCGAGGAGCCCCACUCAAGACCUGUCUUCUGAUUCUAAAGUCAAGGAUUCUAAAGGCACUUCUGACAGCACCUCAGUCUCUGGCUCGGUUGAUCAAGGAAGACCCCCCUCAUCUCAGGAAGGCACCAAAAAACUGAACACCUCGAAAGGACAGCAAUCGAGGACCUCUUCUUCAACUUCCCCGACUAAUCCACCACUGGGUGUAGGGCCAGGAUCUCCUGUUGGCGAUCAGGCCUCGGCCACAGCGUUCAUCCCUCUCAUGAAUACUCGCCGCUCCUUGCGGAAAACUCGCCAGCCCACCGAGCGCUUCUCCAGCUCGGCCAUCACGCGGGAGAUGGUGCUGGAGAGCACGGAGCUCUUGCGUGCUGCCAUCAGCAGGAACUCUGAGCAGACGGGCAGUCACAGUGCAGUCUUGGAGGCUGGCAAGAACCUGUCGAAGUAUUGCGUAAGCUACGUGGAGUCCAUACAGCAGAUGAGGAACAAGUUUGCUUUCCGCGAGGCCAUCAACAAGCUGGAGAGCAGCUUGCGGGAGCUGCAGAUCUGCCCUACAGCCACUGGGGGUGCCAACACACCUCAGGACUUCAGCAAGCUCCUCUCCUCUGUCAAGGAGAUUAGUGACAUUGUCCAGAGGUAGCGGAAGUGCCUGAGUUUUACACUUUAUUUGUGUCGUUUUGUUUUAUCAUUGUGGUAACCAGCAGAAUAAUCAUUUCGACGAAGCAAAAAGAUCUGAAGCGGGGGGAGCCUUAUUCUGAAUAGUUCUAUUCAGUUUAUAUACACUAAUCUGACUGAAUUCCCCUCGCAGUGUCGCAAAAGGCUUGUUACUGCUCACAAAUGCAAAGGAACCUAAAUGUCCAUUGGGUUUUGUCCUUAAAGAAUCUUGAAAUAUGAAUGCAAUCCAGUUUGGCCUUUUUUUUUCUUUUUUUUUUCCUAAAAAAAAAAAGAAAAAAAAAAGGUCCAAGCCUGAGUCUUAGUUACUUGAGAACUGUUGGGUCCUUAAUUCCACUUCUUGUUUCUACUACUCUUGUCUUUUCUCUUAAUGUUACUUAGGGAAAUGGAGAGAUUCACUUGCUGUUAACUGCAUGUUCACGUAUGCGUGUGUCUAUUUCGUGCACAUGCGGAGGAAGGUGGAGUGCACACACUCAGUAGCAUCAAUGUUUUGUAUGACUGUAAAGACCAACAUUUGUAUGGAUGGGUUUUUACCACUGUGGCAAGUGGAGGCCUCUAGUGGAUACCUCCAGUAACACACUACAUUCACAACACAGCAGGUUGUCUACAUGCAUUUAUAGCCAAACAGCAAGAGUAUCUCUGGCCUUAAUGUUUUUAUGUGCCUUCUCUUCAAUACCAAUGACAGUAUAAAAAAAAAAGUAAGCCAAACCUCAUAUGCUACAGUGUCUGGUUCCCACUUUUGGGACCAAAAUCCACAUAUGGAAAUCGUUAUGGUUUCAUUUAAGUACACAAUAAACUUCCAUUCUUCCAUGUGGCUGAAACAUGCAGCUCUCCCCUCCUCUGCUCAGACCCUUGUUCCUUUUCUUAGCUUUCCAUCUUUUUUUGUCUUUUGUCUUUCUUGUGGAUGUAAAUGUUGUAAAGGGCUUUGAUGUGUGAUGUGAAUGGUCCCGUGAUGUGAGGAAUGGUUGGUUCGUAUUGAGCCCAGUUUUAAGUAUUAAGGAAUUGUAACACUGUGCCAUGAAGAUUCCAGAUUCAGUGCACUUCUUGUCGCUGUGCCACUGUGUCACUGGCCUAUGGGAACACGUGUGCCUUAAACACUAUACUUACUCUAUUGCUCUAUUGCAGUAGCUCUUAAAGAAUGCCUUCAUCAAUCACGGCAUUGGAUAAAGAAUGACUGACUGAACAUUUAUAAAUAAAUUAUGCAUCUGUCUGCAGUAGCGUGGAUGCAUGUGGCAUGGAUGUCGGAUUCUGAACACUACUGUCUCCAGGAGCUGGAGGACUAGUAAGCAAUACCAGCAACACGAGAACCUGAACUGUCGUAACUGAAUGUUUUGUUUUAUUUUUAUACAAUGUCCUGAAAAGAAAACCAGCCACCACUCAUGAUGUCAUGAUUUCAUAAUGCUCCAGACACCACUCGCAGAACUGCCUAACCAACGGCUUUAAGGAAUAUAAUCACUUUAAAAUCAAGGACGUCCCUCCAGGACCAGUAGCACCAUCACUUGGCUCAUCUUCUGAAAUAUCUUCUCAUUGUUGUUAAUGAUAAGACGGUAAUGGAUUGAUGAUGAUGAGAAAUUGAGCUCUAAGAAUUUAUCUGCUUAACAAACCAAUGAACCUAUGAACCUUCACUGCUAAGUCAGAAACUUGUACUAAAACAUUUGUUUUUGUUUUUAUUCGUAUUGUCGAAAUAAUGCAAUUGUUUUACAGUAUUAGUGUUAGCGUCUCCAACACUUAGCCCUCUGACUGCGAUGCUUGAGGAUGAAGCCAACCACAAGCUGCCUUUGUUUCAACAUGGUACUGCCAAUGUUGACCCCCCCCUUUUUUCCAUUCAUAAAACCAUGCCACUACUCUUCUCUCUUUUGUACGCGAGCGCCACAGUUUUGUACACUAAUAUGCUCGCCUUUGUAAAUACACUUUUCUUACUCUUUUCUCUUUCCCUCCCUGUAACCAUGGUGCAAUGUAAAAAAAAAUGUAAAAGCAAUUUUGCUACUUGAACUAUUUUUUGUCAUUUUGACUGUUUUUGUGUGUACAGGAAAAGUCCUUUGAGUUUCAGAUACAAAUAACCAAAGAUGCAUCCAAAGAUUUUUUUUUUUUAAAUAAAAAUGUUUUGGUGAGUUAA
This is a messenger RNA of Astyanax mexicanus (Mexican tetra), 8075 nucleotides long. It is a transcript of the gene abl1, whose product is annotated as c-abl oncogene 1, non-receptor tyrosine kinase. Gene Ontology annotation, molecular function: non-membrane spanning protein tyrosine kinase activity; protein binding; ATP binding. NCBI's taxonomy places the organism in Eukaryota, Metazoa, Chordata, Actinopteri, Characiformes, Acestrorhamphidae. Gene Ontology annotation, biological process: protein phosphorylation; regulation of apoptotic process. The coding region runs from base 2604 to 5927 and encodes 1107 amino acids. The transcript is spliced from 11 exons. The record is from RefSeq and is a predicted model, not a curated record.